Fukomys damarensis (Damara mole-rat) is the source of this 6167-nucleotide messenger RNA. RefSeq names its product collagen type XVII alpha 1 chain (gene Col17a1). The coding region runs from base 425 to 4939 and encodes 1504 amino acids. The transcript has 58 exons. The record is from RefSeq and is a predicted model, not a curated record. Lineage: Eukaryota; Metazoa; Chordata; Mammalia; Rodentia; Bathyergidae.
CCUGGAGGCAGGUUUUUUUUGUUGUUUUUUUUUUUUAAAUCCAGCAAGUGUCAGAUAAUUGGAAGGGUGGAGUAAGGCUGUAAACCACAACACGCCUUUGUCAGGACUUGUUCAGGAGCAAAGCACUGAAAGAAACAAGGGGGAGAGGGGAAGCGAACAUUUCUGGAGGAUCACUCAGCUUUAACACACCUUGGCUGGGUCCGGAUAAAAAAAAAAGUGGGCACUGCAAACCUGUCGAAGAAAACAUCAAGGGAAGAAAGAGGGGGAUUUAGUCGGAGUCCUUUCCAGUUCCAUCAAAAUCGCAAGCCAGCAGGGAAGUCACCUACAGCCGCACGAGGACUUCUGCGGGCCCUAGACGCUUUUGCCUCUGGGGAGCCACUCCUCCACUAAGGAAAAAGCCUUAGAAAAAACAGGUGGUGAUGGGAUGGACGGAACCAAGAAAAACAAGCGAGAUGGCGCGGAAGUCACUGAAAGAAUUAUCACUGAAACGGUAACUACAAGACUUACAUCCUUACCACCAAAAGGAGGGACCAGCAAUGGCUAUGCCAAAACGGGCUCUCUUGGUGGAGGGGGCCGGCUGGAGAAGCAGAGCCUGAGCCACGGCAGCAGCAGUUACAUAAACUCCAGUGGAAGCUUGCGAGGCAACACGUCCACCUCCAGUUACCGGAGGGCUCACUCCCCCGCCUCCACCCUACCCAACUCGCCAGGCUCAACCUUCGAGAGGAAAACCCACGUUGCUCGCCACGGAAUGUACGAAGGGAGUUCCAGUGGCAACUCUUCCCCGGAGUACCCUCGGAAGGAGUUCGCAUCUUCUGCCACCAGAGGACGGAGCCAAACUCGAGAGAGUGAAAUUCGAGUUCGGCUGCAGAGUGCGUCGCCUUCUACCAGAUGGACAGAGUUGGAUGAUGUCAAGCGUCUGCUCAAGGGCAGCCGAUCGGCAAGUGCCAGCCCCACCCGGAACUCGUCCAACACUCUCCCCAUCCCCAAGAAAGGCACCGUGGAGACCAAAGUCAUGACAGCCACCUCCCAGUCAGUGUCGGGCACCUACGACACCACCAUCCUGGAUGCCAACCUGCCCUCCCAUCUGUGGUCCUCCACCUUGCCGGCGGGGUCCUCCACGGGGACCUAUCACAACAACGUGACGGCCCAGAGCUCCUCCCUGCUCAACACCAACGCCUACUCAGCAGGCUCAGUCUUUGGAGUCCCAAACAACUUGGCCCCCUGCUCCCCAACCCUGCAGCCUGGACUCAGCUCCUGCUCCUCAGUGUUUGGAAUGCAGAACAAUCUGGCCUCCAGCUCAGCUGCUCUGUCCCAUGGCACAGCCGCCACUUCAACAGCACAUGGUGUGAAGAAAAAUGUGUCCCAGAGCCCCGCUGUUGUGAGCACUGGCGUGUCCACCACCUCUACCACCUGCACCACCAAUGUCCAAAGUGAUGACCUCUUGCACAAGGACUGCAAGUUCCUGAUCCUGGAGAAAGACAAUGUGCCUUCCAAGAAGGAGAUGGAGCUGCUGAUCAUGACCAAGGACAGUGGGAAAGUCUUCACUGCCACCCCCGCCGGCAUUGCUGCAACUUCUUUUUCAGAAGACACCCUGAAAAAAGAAAAGGAGGCUGCCUACACUGCCGACACCUGCCUAAAAGCAGACACGAACGGAGAUGUGAAGGUUGUCUCCACCAAGGGCAAGUCUGCGUCCGCAGAAACCCAUGGCUAUGAGCACCGUGGUGGUGGCGGUGGUGGCGCUGGAGGACUGUGGGGGGCCGCGCCCUCCUGGUGCCCCUGUGGCUCCUGCUGCAGCUGGUGGAAGUGGCUGCUGGGCCUGCUGCUCACCUGGCUCCUGCUCCUGGGGCUGCUCUUUGGCCUCAUCGCUCUGGCAGAGGAGGUGAGGAAGCUGAAAGCCCGUGUGGACGAGCUGGAGAGGAGCCGGGGCGGCGUGCUGUACUAUGAGGACCAGAUGGAAAAGAGCCACAGGGAGCGGCUCCAGGGUGCCACGCCCGGCGAGGGAGUGGGUGCCAGCAGGGCCGGGUCUGUGGGCGGCCUCAGCCAGGAGGAGCUCUGGGUGUUCGUGAGGAACAGGCUGCUGAGGGAGCAGGAGAACGGAAAUCUCCGUGGGAGCCCUGGCCCUAAAGGUGACAUGGGCAGUCAAGGUCCGAAAGGAGACCGAGGCCUUCCUGGGACUCCAGGUAGCCCUGGGCCCUUGGGCCACACUGGUCCAGAAGGACCAAAGGGACAAAAAGGCAGUGUGGGAGAUCCCGGCAUGGAAGGACCCAUGGGCCAGAGAGGGCGAGAAGGCCCCAUGGGACCUCGCGGAGAACCAGGGCCUCCUGGAUUUGGGGAGAAAGGGGACAGAGGAGCUGCUGGCGAACCAGGACUGCAGGGUCCUCCUGGUGUCCCAGGUUCUGUGGGUCCCAAAGGUUCCAAUGGCUCUCCUGGCCCCCAAGGACCCCCAGGCUCUAUGGGCGUCCAAGGGAUCCGAGGUGAAGUGGGACUUCCUGGAGUUAAAGGUGACAAAGGGCCUGCAGGACCUACAGGACCCAAAGGUGACCAGGGUGAGAAAGGACCCCGAGGCCUCACAGGCGAGCCUGGCACAAGAGGUUUGCCCGGGGCUGUGGGAGAACCUGGAGCUAAAGGAGCAAUGGGCCCCGCUGGCCCUGACGGACAGCAAGGUCUAAGAGGUGAACAGGGCCUGACAGGUAUGCCUGGAGCCCGAGGCCCUCCGGGACUUUCUGGAGAUCCAGGAAAGCCAGGUCUCACGGGACCCCCAGGACCUCAGGGACUUCCUGGGUCCCCUGGCCGACAAGGGAAUAGAGGUGAACCAGGCACCCCAGGCAGGAUCAUGACUUCAGAGGGCUCAUCUAUGGUCACUGUCCCAGGACCUCCAGGGCCUCCUGGUGUCAUGGGGCCUCCAGGACCUCCAGGCUCCCCAGGUCCUGCCGGCCCUGCUGGUCUCCCGGGACAGCAAGGCCCGAGAGGGGAACCCGGACUCGCUAGUGAAUUGUCCCUGGGCACUGGCACCUCCAUCUCCGAGCUGAUCUCCUCCCAAGGUGCUGAUUUCCGAGGUCCCCCAGGCCCACCUGGGCCACGUGGACCACCAGGGCCGUCCAUCCCAGGCCCACCGGGACCCCGAGGCCCCCCAGGGGAAGGCUUGCCAGGCCCACCAGGCCUACCAGGAUCUCUCCUGACGGACUCAGAAACCUUCUUCUCUGGCCGCCCAGGCCCACCCGGCCCCCCAGGCCCCAAGGGAGACCAAGGUCCCCCAGGACCCCGAGGACACCAAGGCGAGCAAGGCCUCCCUGGGCUCCUGGCCUCAGAUGCCAGCUCUCUUGGAUUCAACCUGCAGGGACCACCAGGCCCACCCGGUCCACAGGGACCCAAAGGUGACAAAGGUGACCCUGGUAUUCCCGGUGGUCCCUCUCGAGGGGGCUCCUCCAGCACCGUGUACACAUCAGGCCCACCCGGCCCACCAGGGCCUCCAGGGCCUCCGGGCUCCCUCAGGAGCUCCAGCCUGGAGAUCCAGCAGUACAUCUCUGAGUACAUGCAAAGUGACAGCAUCAGGGCCUACCUGUCUGGAGCUCAGGGUCCCCCAGGCCCUCCUGGUCCCCCAGGGCCCGUCACCACCAUCUCAGGCCAGACUUUUCAAUACUCAGAGCUGGCCAGGCACGUUGUGAGCUACUUGCAGGCUUCGGGCUACAGUGUUGGCAUGUCCGCAGCCUCCAUCUCCUCUCAGGACAUCCUGACCCUGCUGCAGCGGGAAGAUGUGCUCCAGUAUCUGCGGCAGUACCUGAGGGGCCCUCAGGGUCCUCCAGGGCCCCCCGGAGCCAGCGGUGAUGGGAUCCUCCUGUCCUCUUUGAACUACUCAGAGCUGAGCAAACACGUCCUCAGCUACAUGUCUAGUACUGGCAUCAGCAUUGGGCUUCCUGGCCCGCCAGGCCCCCCUGGCCUGCCGGGGACAUCUUAUGAGGAGCUGCUGGCCUUGCUCCGAGGGUCUGAAUACAGAGGCAUCAUCGGCCCCCCGGGGCCUCCAGGGCCCCCCGGGACCCCAGGCAGCACAUGGUCCAGCAUCAGCAUGGAGGACCUCUCCUCUUACCUGCAUACUGCUGGCUUGUCAUCCAUCCCAGGCCCACCAGGCCCUCCCGGGCCCCCAGGUCCUCGAGGGCCCCCCGGUGUCUCCUCAGCUCUGGCAACUUAUGCAGCUGAGAACAAUGACAACUUCCGGAGUGAGCUGAUCAGCUACCUCACGAGUCCUGAUGUGCGCAGCUUCAUCGUGGGCCCCCCAGGACCCCCAGGGCCACAGGGCCCCCCUGGAGACAGUCGCCUGGUGUCGCGAGACGGCUCCUACAGUUGGAGUAGCGGCUCUUCCGUCAGACGGGGCUCCUCCUACAGCUCUGCAGUGGGCGCCGGAGGGGCCAACGGAGGCUCCCUGGCAGGUGGCACCUUUGGGGCAGGAGACGGGGGCCCCUACGGCACCGACGUUGGCCCUGGUGCAGGCUAUGGGACGGCAGCAGAAGGGGAUGAGUACGGAGGCCAUGGGGGUGCACUCCGUGCUGGCUUCGAUGGAGACCUGGACUAUGGCGAGCUGGCUCUGCGGGUGUCGGAGAGCUUACAGCGUCAAGGCCUGCUACAAGGGAUGGCGUACACGGUCCAGGGCCCACCUGGCCAGCCUGGGCCCCAAGGGCCCCCCGGCAUCAGCAAGGUCUUCUCUGCCUACAGCAACAUAACCGAGGACCUCAUGGACUUCUUCCGAACAUACGGGGCCAUUCCGGGCCCGCCGGGGCAGAAGGGAGACGUGGGCAACCCCGGACCUAAAGGUGACAGGGGCCCCACUGGACCGCGAGGACCUCCUGGACCGCCUGCCUCUCGGGGGCACAAGGGGGAAAAGGGAGACAAAGGUGACCAAGUCUAUGUGGGGCGGAGGAAGAGAAGCAUCGCCAUCAAGCCAUGAGCCAGCCUUGGCAGAGCAGCCCCGGGCCAAUCCUUGCAAUGUUUACAGGCCCGUGUGUCAGAUUCCCCUCCAGAAGGUAAAGCUGGAGUCUGCCAGUGUCUACUGAGACAAACACCACCUGGCAACUAGGUCUGCACAAAGACAUAGAGAAUUCAGUCAGAGACACAGUCUGAAACAGCUUCAUGGGGUGGCCCUUCAUAGUCGCAACGUUUUAGGAUGAAACUUACUUCCCUACUAUCUAGAUCCAAGUGCCUUGGCUUCUUUACACUUAUUUUGAACCCCAGCCUAGAAAAGCUAGUUACACAAGAGUUGGCUUGGGAGCUCAGGGCUUUGCCUGAAAAAUGGAAGAUGGGGCUUAGGUGCCCUCGUGGAGGGGACACAUGAGGGCAUGCUCCAGGCACAGCCGCAAAGCCAUGUCAUCUCCCUCCCCCGUUCACCCUGCACUCUCCAGUCACACAGACUUGGCUAAGAAGUGAUCUCGAAAUGGAAGGAAUUCAGAAACACACUUCCCCCUGGCUGGGGGUGACUGCGUCCUUAGAAAGUCUGACUGCAGCGCUGACCUGUACCCUCAUCCUAAACUAGACUGCAGCACAUGGCACAGGGGGCAGUGGGCAGGAAGGGAGGGGAGGAGGGAGGAGUUGCAUUUGACGCCGGGAAUACUCCCCCUGCAGCGUCGCCCUCCUGUCCCCGCUUAGGGAAGGGCGUGGGGCUGGGCAGCUGGUUUAUACGUACUUUUCACUGUCUAAAAACAUUUGUAUGUGGUCUCUACGAUGCAAAGUCAUUUCAAGUGUAAAAUUUUCAAUUAAAAACCUUUUUAAUAUGUUUAAUGUGAACAGUCUGACCAAAGAAAGGUUAAAAAAGACAUUCUAGGUUAACUGGGUCUGAUACUUUUAUUACACAUGAGAAAAGAAAACCAGCUAUAUUUUGAGUCAUACUUCUAGCAUUUUAUUUAAUCACUGAAAUGUUUAAAGGUAGCCUGUCUACAGCUAUUAACUCAACCUGGAAAUAUUACAAAGCAUCUGAAGUUCUUUCCUAAGCAAAGAUUUCUUAAAGGUGCAACAAAUGAGCAACAGGACUGUGAUUAAUGUAGUGACUUAUCCUGGGGCAAAUUACAAUGGCAGGCUCCGCAAUAUAUGGACUAUCGAGGCUUCUAUUAAGGAAACGCACAGUAAAAUCAGACACUCAGACUCUGAAGGGGCUGCACUCGGCCAUCUUGUAACUCUCAAUC